UGCUCGAGUUGUACUUCCYUCCAGAGAAAAAAUCGUCAGCUGCGAAAUCAAUGGAUUUCUGCGAAGACAAAAUUAAGAAAAUGCAGAGCUCAACUAAGGAGAGAGGAGCAGCAACAACAGAAGUUUGCAGCUGAUCACGAAGGCCCACCAAAUCCACCUCCUCCGAUUUCUGUACCAAGAUAUGAUGAAGAAGAUGGUAACAGUGACUAUGACUAUGACAUGGAAAGUACAGAUGAUGAUGGCACUAUUACUGAAGAAGAGCCAAUGACCGAGGAAGACACCGAGGGGGAGACAACAGAGACAGAUACAGACUGUGAAAAUGAUCAAAGAUCAAAAGUCUACAUCAAAGAUGACAACUUGAGGCAUGAACCAAAGCAUAUUGUGUUUUUGUCUCAACUUUUGCUAUUGUUCCAAUUUUGUCACUUUUGCAAAAGUGGCAAUCCUUUAACUGAGACAAGGGAAGUUGGAACAAUGGUAGAAGUGAGGACAACAUGCUCAAAUACAAAAUGCCGGAAAGACUACACAUGGAAAAGCCAACCAAACUUCCCAGGAACAAGAAUUGCUGCUGGAAAUCUAUUGUUGUGUUUUGGUAUUCUUUUGGCUGGAGGUUUUGCAAGUAAAGUAGUCCAAGUCUUUAGACACAUGGGACUUUCUUGCAUUACUCUCACGACUUUCUUCCACCAUCAACAAAGCAUUCUAUUUCCCUCUGUCUAUAUCCACUGGAAGAAGUAUCAGCAAACCCUAUUUGAAAAACUCAAGGCUCUUGGGAGAGGUGUUGUAAUAGCUGGUGACGGAAGGCAUGAUAGUAUGGGGCACAGUGCUAAGUGCUGUGCCUACACACUAUUUUGCUGUACRUUGCCUUUCAUUUUACAUUUCACAUUGGUGCAGAGAAAUGAAGCUCGAAGUAGUACCGCUAUGGAGUACAUGGCAUUCAACAAGUGCAUGACUUUCAUUCUGGGAAGUGGAAUAGCCAUAGCAUCAUUCAUAUCUGACAGGCACACCUCAAUCACCAAACACAUGAGAGAAAAACUGGGACAUAUCAAGCACUACUUUGAUUUAUGGCAUAUUAAAAAAAAAAUUCACAAGGUUUUGUUGAAAAUCUCAAAGGAGAGCAAGUGUGAGGCAGUGGUUGAUUGGAUAAAGCCAUGCACUAACCAUUUCUAUUGGAGCGUCACUACCACUAUAACUGGAAGCGGAAAAGGCAUCUGGGCUAAGUUCAGAUCCUAUCUAAGCCACAUCAUUAACAAGCAUGAAAAUCUGGAUGACCCAUUAUUUAAUAAGUGUGCACAUGGGAGAGAUAUUCCACAACGGAAAUGGUUGCAAAAAGAUUCCAUAGUUUAUGAGAAAAUAGAGAAAGCUCUUAUAAAACCACGGCUGAUUGCAGCAAUUGAGAAGGCAUCAACUGAAGACCAAACUAGCUGCCUAGAAGGUUUUCAUUCUGUGGUCAACCACUUUGCUCCUAAAACGAUUGGAUUCUCAUAUGUUGGAAUGUUAUGCAGAAACAACACCUGUAGCAGAACCACGUCAAACAGGGGCGAGACGCAAUCCUUGCUGCUCAGCUUGCAAGAAACCAAUGAAGGGGCACAAAAAUGUCUUGGAUUGCCCCAAAAACAGCCCUUCAAAUUAGUGCAUUACCAUGUAAAUAAUUUCAAUACAGCUAGUACGAAUCUUGGAAUCUGCAAUUCUUAAAAUGUGCAUCUAUACUGCACACUCUAAUAUUCGUAUACACUAUUUAAUAUUAUAAUUACCUAUGUCAAAUAUUCUUCUUCCUCUUCUCUGAAUGUUAUUUUUCUAUCUAGAUAACCAUGUACCAAAUGGGUAAACUUUCUACGCUUCUUAGAAAUCUGUUGAAAAGUACAAAGAGACCAAAGUUAGAAUGUAUUUUCAUGGGUACCGAAAACAUAACAAGACAGAUUUUUCGGGUGAUGUCAAUAAAACUCGGCGACGAA
Messenger RNA from Actinia tenebrosa (Australian red waratah sea anemone), 1949 nucleotides. RefSeq lists its product as uncharacterized. NCBI's taxonomy places the organism in Eukaryota, Metazoa, Cnidaria, Anthozoa, Actiniaria, Actiniidae. The record is from RefSeq and is a predicted model, not a curated record.